Molecule: messenger RNA, 5772 nt
Organism: Pocillopora verrucosa
Lineage: Eukaryota; Metazoa; Cnidaria; Anthozoa; Scleractinia; Pocilloporidae
Source: RefSeq, a predicted model, not a curated record
UCGCUUUGAAGAAAUGGCGCCACUGAGAGAAAGUCAUCCAUAAGUUUUACUUUUUUAUCUGUGUUAUACCUCAUCGAUGUUUGCGGACUUGAACUAUUCUAGUUAUGGUACCAUAAAUUUCAGUUGCUAUCGUCAAAUCUGUUUUUAACGUGUCACAUGAAUCCGGUCAUGUGAGUUAGCAUAAUUUUCCUAUUGUGCAAGAAGAAGUCGUGCAGAGGUUCUCAAACGAUCGAUCGAUUUAUGCUCUCGGUUUAGUCGAUCACAAAAUGUUCCACACUACUUUGUGCCCGAAAGGCUGUGAUAUCGUACACCACGAUGUGAUCAUUGCUCUUCAAGGUCUCGCUCCACGCAUAAACUCGUCGCAGAAUGCAGCGCCAUUCAGUCCAACCAGGGCCACCCGUGGUAAUAAUAAAGAAGACUUCAGAAAACAGGUCGAGAGACUAAUUUCCGGCGGCUGGAAGAAGAACAGGAACGUCCCAGAGGAUGGAAAAGAGUUGCAGUUGCCACUGCUUCACCUGGUAAGCAUGUUUGGAAAGUAUGAGGCAGUGGAAUGGUUGUUAAACGAAGAAGACUUCGACGCAACCCUUAGAACCUCCACAACCAAUGAGACUGCACUGCAUUUGGUAGCUCGUCACCUUUACAAGGCACUGUCAGCUCGUGAAUCAAGGCUGGAGAACAUGACUGCCACUGCUAAAGCGGUCAAUUUUGAGAAAGUAGCUGUACUUCUCGUCAGGAAAGAAGUGAGCCUUUUCUGGGCAAAAGAUGGCUUGAAUAGGGAGACAGCUUUUCAUAUUCUUGGAAAUUGUCUGGUUAAAGCUACUUUCCUGAAUAAUGACUUAAAAGAAGAAGAUCGGUGCUUGGUAUUCUACUCAAAGAGUAUUACUGCCAUGUUUAAACUUCUACUGGCAGCAAAACGCUUAACAACAAGGGAUAUUGUAAAGGCACUAAGUGUUAGAAAUGGUGAUGGCGAUAGCUCUUUACACAUAAUUGCCAGGGCAGGAGUACAUGGCUACAAACUGCUCAAAUACCUGGUGAAGUCUCUGGGGUCUGCUGAUAUCAUGAAAGUAAAGAAUAGUAAACAUCGGACUGUGCUAGAUAUCGUGAAUGAAUGUUAUCCUGGUCAUGAAAAGGAGUUGCUUGCUAUUGAGGAAGGGAAAAGAAACACUAUGGCCUUAGUUCAUGCAACCCUAGCUGCAGACGACAGAACACGUACAGCAACUACACCAAGCUCAAGUGAGCACAAGAAAGAAUCACAGGAGCAGGUCAACUUCAUUCAGGAGAGAUCCAAUGAAGCUUCAGGGUUGUGCUCUGAACCAGCAUCAUUAAACUGUGACUCAGCAAAACAGGAAAAGCAAUGUGCUAUACAUACAAAACACUUUUCAGACACAUGUUCUCAAGAAUGCUUCGAUACAAUGGCAGCAGUUAAUGUUAUUCUUAACACCCACACUCCCCUCUGUCCAGAGGAAUGUGAUCUGCAGCAUCACCUACUCACAUGCGCUGUCUUCCACCCCUCAGUUGUAUUCCACACAGACAUUAAUGCUAGCAUUCCUCUGACAUUCAAGUUGUGUUUACAGUCUUGUCUUAAUGCAGGCUGGAAACAAAAUAUGGAUGUUCCAGAUCCUCUAGAGAGUCUACGUCUUCCAUUGCUUCACCUGAUUUGCAUGCGAGGAAACUUUUCUGCAGCAGAAAAACUUGCUCAAGAAAUAAAGCUAAGACCUGUUGUCUCUUCAGAGGGAAAGGAAACUCCUCUUCAUGUUGCUGCUAGGUAUUUCCCAAUAACAUAUCCUGACAAAAUUAUUGCAGACGUCACAUUCAAGUCAGUCUUGAACUUUCUUGUCAAGCAAGACAAAGGAAUUCUUUUCAAAGUUGAUGCUAAGAAUGAAUCAGUGCUUCAUGUUGUUAGUCAUAGGAUAAUUGCAGCUUUCAAAGUCCUUGCAAGUCCAUGUGAGAAUUCUUACCUCCGUAGCUUACAGCUCAGACAAAAGAACUGCUACAUGAAAGCAUUGAAAAUUAUUCUUGAAAAGCUGACAGAUCUCCAGUCAGAGGACAAGGUUUGUAGAAGACUAAUUUGCGAAUUGCUGGCUGUUCAGAAUGAUGCCAAUAGCACAUUCAUCGAUGUUCUUCGUAAAGACUCAGUGAACGAAAUUGUACAGAGCCUUGUUUUGCAUGUGAAGGAGGAAUUGCCAUUUUGUUUUGCUGAUGGAAGUUUUGAUGUAGUCAUCGCAGAAUGCCCAUCAUCAUGUCCUUGCAAAGGAAAAGCUGUUUCUACCAAGAACCUUGGUAGUCAAAUGAAAGCUUCUCAAUCAGAAGGUGGAAGAUCAAAUUCAGUUCAAGAACCGGUGUCAUCUUCACAAACUCUGUCACCACAUGUAGACCACAGGGCUACCAAACAGCCUCAACCAGCUGCUUCCGCCCAAACAGCACCAGCUGCUCACAGCCAAUCUUGCCAUCUUACUCUCGUUCAACCUGCUCAGGCUACCUCCGGUCAACUGUUGCAAGUUGGUUGCAUUCCACCUGCACAAGUUACUUACAAUGAGCCUGUUCAGUAUUCUUCCGCUCAGCCAGCCCAAAUCCAAGCUGUUCAAGCAGCUACAACAUCAAGAAGGCCCCAAGCAGAAGUGCAAAGCAUUCAAGUGCUUAGACAAGCAACAGCAGGCAACUCCUUACAACAGACUUUCCCUGUAGCAAAACCCACUCACCAUAUUCCUGUGGUCAUUAUAAAACAGGAACAGGAUGGUGAAGAAUAUGAUGCUGAGUGUUUUCAUACCAGUAGUAGCCAAUGCAGAGCUUCCCCACCAAAACAGAAUGCUGUUAUAGUUACAUCAGACACCCCUGAUGUUUCCAUUGCAGUUCAGAAUCCUUUAACAAUACAGACAGCUGAAGAGGGGGUUCAGCAAGGAAACCCAUCUUUGUUUUGUUCUUCACCAUUGGAAUCGCUUCAGCAAAUGAACCAGGCAGUAAGAAAUGGGACAGCAGUUUUUGAUCCUCCAUCAGUUGUCAGUACCCAAACAACAGCUGUACCACAUCGACGAAGACGGGGUCGACCUUGCCAAGCUGUAAAGAGCAGUAGUACAGGUGCAGCUGUUGGCCAAACAGCAACAAAGACAUUGCCACAGACUGAACUACAGAAGAUAACCCUAACAGUUAAAGACACAAUUGUAGCAGAAUCAUUGGAUAGUUUAUCUGACACAGACUACAAGUUAGAUUUAUUUCACACACCACUUUGUGAUGAAAAUUGCAGUAUUUCCCAUCAUCACCUUAUCUUGACAUUGUUGAACACCUCAAACAGAUUGUGUUCCAAAAGACGAGCAAACAGUUUUUUGGUGCUUUUGGAAAAUACUAAAGUCAACUUCCUCAAAUGUGUGAAGAAGAACCUCAUGCAGGGUCUUUGCAAGGAUAAUGAUCUCUGCAAUGAUUUGGAAAUUUUCCAGUAUCCACUGAUUCAUGUAGCAGCACUGCUAUUAAAGUACACAGCAGUAGACAUGCUGAAUUAUCUUGGAUUUAAACUGGACUCCUGCUCCCAGAGAACAGGUGAGUUUCCCCUGCAUGCAACUCUUCGUCACUGCUACGAUGCUGGUGUGAAAGUUUACAAGUCACCUGGGUACUUUGAGAGGCUUUUUCCUAAGGUGUUUGAAUGUCUUUCCAAGGAUAUUAGUUUGUUGAAGCUACUGUCACAGCAAGAUAGAAAUGGAAAUACACCUCUACAUGUUGCAGCUAAGAAGAUUAUUGAAAGACCAGGUCCCAUCACAACAUCGGCAAACAUAAUAAUACCAUCAAGUCCUGAUUCCACUCAAGAAUGUCACUCUUGCAGUUCCCAAGCUCAACCAACUACUCAGGUGUCUUUAGGUUGCAACUCAGGAGCAAGGAUUACAACAAUCCACCAACACAGAGCUAAUUUUUACAUAGGUUGUUUGGUUUACAUUUUCUUAAAACUCCGUGAAGUUGCUACAGAAAAUCGUAAAGUUGUCCUCAGUGUAGUCAAACCUGUACUCACAGUUACAAACAAGGAAGGAGAAACAUUUUUGCAAAUCAUGUGCAAAGAGCAUCACAUUGCCAUGAAUGGUAUAGUUUCAUUGCUCGCCAAUUUCCCCCUCCCUGUGUUUUAUAACUGCAUUAAGCAGUGUAUUCCAAAAGACUGUUGGCCUGACAUUGUUAAGAACUGGCACCUCCAUGAAGAACAUGAGAUUGACUGUGGGUCGAAUCAAAAUGAACCUGUGUCGUCUCCCCUGGAAGUGUCCAUGCCACCAGAGAAAGAAAGAGGAGCACAACCUUCCAAACCAGAGUCACCCAAGCCAUCUUCAGAUGUUAUUUUUUCAGAAACACCUGUGACUGUCUCCCCCUUAGCAGAGGUGUCCAUAGCUGAAGAGUCCAUUUCUGUUCCCUCUCCAGCCACACCCCUACACAGCAGUGCUAGUGCAAUAUCACAAAGUUCAGGUUCCGGUGUGGGCAACCUCAACUCAGUUCUUACACCACUGGUAGCAAACCCUGUGCACACCACACUGAGACCAACAACUAAACGGAAGAUCAUUGAAGCAUUAAAGGAAGAGUACACAGAGAGAUUGGAAUUGGCUGUGAAGGGGAGGCAUGAAGUUGAGGAAGACAUCUCUAAGCACAAGUCAAAGACAAAAGAACUCACAGAGUCUAUUGUUAAGAGAAAGGCUCAAGUAGAAAAGCUGGAAAAAGAACUGCAGGAGAUGCAAAAGGAAAUGUGGCACAAGAAUCAGGCCAUUCAAGCUCUGGAGAGCAGCCUUGAGCAGUUUACAAAAGAAGAGGCAGAACUGAAAAAAAAUCUCCUUAUUCUCCAAGAGGCAGAUCCUGAGCCACCUGCCAAGAAGAAUAGAAGUGAGGAAAGCAGCUGCUGUGAAUAGUAAAAUGAGUGAAAAACAGGAAAACUCUAAGGAAAGAUAGUCUUAUAGUUAUUCUGACAGCAAAUAAUUUCACAUCACCAGGCCUUGUGCCUUACAGUCCAUUUUCUUAAAAAGGAAGGCAUCCUUAAGGCAAUUAUUCUGAUGCAGUCAGAAAUUUUUCAAGUCCCCUUUUGGAAACAAAGGGUUUUAAUGUUCACAUUUCUGAUAAAAGAAUAAUUCUUACAAGAUCUCUCCUAGUAGGAUGCUCCUUAACUGAUUGAUAGGAUUAUUAUACAAAGCUUGUGGAGGGAUUACAUACUGCAUGUGAUUCACCAGGCUCCUUGAUUUCACAUUUUGAAAAUCAGGGAUAGAGGAAAUAAAAUGGAUUGUGACAUCAGCCAUAGGACAAAGGACAUUGACAAUUAUAUUUUAAAGGAGACUGAGCGAACCAGCUGGUCCAUGUUGGACAUUACAUUAUUAUUGAUAUUUACCUGAUUUUUCACAUCACUAAUUUUAAUUAAUCUAGAAAACUAAAGUAGGAUUUAGUCUGUGUGAUGAUAGCAGUGAAAUUUUAAUUGAAUCACUGCCUUUUCGUUUUUAUCGUUAUUAAUAUUAAGAGCCCUGCUCUUUAAAGUCCCUGAUGGGAUUUUGACAUCUCUUACAUUAAUUCCUUUUGGUAGAGCUGAAAACAAAAGAUUCUGUGGAGGGCACAGUUCUGUGCCUUUGCUAAAGCAUUGACCAAAAGUUAUGACUACAUGCAUUUAUACGUAUGUUGUGUAGAACCAGUAUCUAGUUUGGGUGGAAUCUUUAGGUGUUAUGAAACAAUUCUAUGUUGGUAAACUGUUUUUCAGAUAAUUUUGAACAUUUGGUUUAAUAUUUAUGCUGUGUAUUUUUUGCUACAUAUUCACAAAUUGUUAUUGGUCAA